GAGCGGCACGUGACCGGAUACGGGAAGUGGCGGGUUCUGGCCGUUUCUUUUCCCGGUUCAGUGAAAAGCGCUUCAUAGCUGCUUUUGCUGCCGGCGCCCUUCCAGAGGCCGUCUUGGAGCAGCAACCUCGGCCGGCCGGCCGGCCUCGCGCUGAGAAAAGAUGACAGCAAUCAAGCACGCACUACAGAGAGAUAUCUUCACACCAAACGAUGAACGCCUGCUGAGCAUCGUGAAUGUCUGCAAAGCUGGCAAGAAGAAGAAGAACUGUUUUCUGUGUGCCACAGUGACAACUGAACGCCCUGUGCAGGUGAAAGUGGUCAAAGUCAAGAAAUCUGACAAGGGAGAUUUCUACAAAAGGCAAAUUGCUUGGGCCCUGCGAGACCUUGCUGUGGUCGACGCCAAAGACGCCAUCAAAGAAAACCCUGAAUUUGAUUUACAUUUUGAGAAAGUCUAUAAGUGGGUGGCCAGCAGCACAGCUGAGAAGAACGCCUUCAUCUCCUGCAUUUGGAAGCUGAACCAGCGCUAUCUCCGCAAGAAAAUCGACUUUGUUAAUGUUAGCUCGCAGCUUUUGGAAGAACUGCCUAAAGUUACAGAAGAAUCUGUUCCAAGUGGAGAGAAUCAGAGUGUAACAGGAGGGGAUGAAGAAGCGGUAGAUGAGUACCAAGAGUUAAAUGCAAGAGAAGAGCAGGAUAUCGAAAUAAUGAUGGAAGGCUGUGAGUGCGCCAUUUCUAACGCUGAAGCCUUUGCAGAGAAGUUGUCCCGAGAGCUGCAGGUGCUCGACGGGGCCAACAUUCAGUCAAUCAUGGCCUCUGAGAAACAAGUGAACACCCUGAUGCAGUUGCUGGAUGAGGCGCUAACGGAGGUGGACCAGAUUGAGCUGAAACUGAGCAGUUACGAGGAAAUGCUCCAAAGUGUGAAAGAGCAGAUGGAUCAGAUCUCUGAGAGCAACCACCUGAUUCAUCUCAGCAACACGAAUAAUGUGAAGCUCCUGUCCGAGAUAGAGUUCCUCGUGAACCACAUGGACUUGGCCAAAGGUCAUAUAAAGGCCCUUCAGGAAGGAGAUCUUGUUUCUUCCCGAGGCAUUGAAGCCUGCACCAACGCUGCUGACGCCCUGCUGCAGUGCAUGAAUGUUGCUCUUCGCCCAGGCCAUGACAUGCUCCUGGCCGUCAAGCAGCAGCAGCAGCGCUUCAGUGACCUGAGGGAGCAUUUCGCCCGGAGACUGGCCAGCCAUCUCAACAAUGUUUUUGUUCAACAGGGUCAUGAUCAGAGUUCAACUCUUGCUCAGCACUCUGUUGAACUGACUCUACCCAAUCAUCAUCCAUUUCAUAGAGACUUGCUCCGCUAUGCCAAGCUGAUGGAGUGGCUAAAGAGUACAGAUUAUGGAAAGUACGAGGGACUAACAAAGAAUUACAUGGAUUAUUUAUCCCGACUAUAUGAAAGAGAAAUCAAAGAUUUCUUUGAAGUUGCAAAGAUGAAGAUGACUGGCACCUCUAAAGAAAGCAAGAAGUUUGCUACACUGCCUCGAAAAGAAAGUGCUGUCAAACAGGAAACAGAGAGUCUCCAUGGAAGCUCUGGGAAGCUCACUGGAUCAACUUCUAGUCUGAAUAAACUCGGUGUUCAGAGCUCGGGCAGUCGCAGGUCCCAGUCGUCCUCCCUACUGGACGUGGGGAACAUGUCCGCCUCUGACCUUGAUGUGGCUGACAGAACCAGGUUUGAUAAGAUCUUUGAACAGGUGCUGAGUGAACUGGAGCCACUGUGUCUGGCAGAACAGGACUUUAUAAGUAAAUUUUUCAAACUACAACAACAUCAAAACAUGUCUGCAUCGAUGACUGAAGCAGAAGACCUGGACGGAGGCUCAUUAUCACGGCCACACAGUUCUGGCCCCUUGCUGCCUGCUUCCUCUGAGAAAGAUAUGAUUCGCCAAAUGAUGAUCAAAAUAUUCCGUUGCAUUGAACCAGAACUGAACAACCUAAUUGCAUUAGGAGACAAAGUAGAUAGCUUUAACUCCCUGUACAUGCUGGUCAAAAUGAGUCACCACGUGUGGACUGCACAGAAUGUGGACCCAGCGUCUUUUCUAAGUACUACAUUAGGAAACGUUUUGGUGACUGUGAAGAGGAACUUUGACAAAUGCAUUAGUAACCAAAUAAGACAAAUGGAAGAAGUAAAGAUCUCAAAGAAAAGUAAAGUAGGAAUUCUUCCAUUUGUUGCUGAAUUUGAAGAAUUUGCUGGGCUCGCAGAAUCAAUUUUCAAAAAUGCUGAACGCCGUGGUGAUCUGGACAAAGCAUACACCAAAUUAAUCAGAGGAGUGUUCAUCAAUGUGGAGAAAGUAGCAAAUGAGAGCCAGAAGACGCCCCGGGACGUGGUCAUGAUGGAGAACUUUCACCAUAUUUUUGCAACACUUUCUCGUCUGAAAAUCUCAUGUCUUGAAGCUGAGAAGAAAGAAGCCAAGCAGAAGUACACAGAUCACCUUCAGUCCUACGUCAUUUACUCUUUAGGACAGCCCCUUGAAAAACUAAACCAUUUCUUUGAAGGCGUUGAAGCUCGAGUAGCCCAGGGCAUUCGGGAGGAGGAGGUGAGCUACCAGCUCGCGUUCAACAAGCAAGAGCUUCGCAAAGUCAUUAAAGAGUAUCCAGGCAAGGAGGUGAAGAAGGGCCUGGACAACCUCUACAAGAAGGUAGACAAGCAUCUGUGUGAGGAGGAGAACUUACUACAGGUGGUGUGGCACUCCAUGCAAGAUGAAUUUAUACGCCAGUACAAGCACUUUGAGGGGUUGAUAGCACGCUGUUACCCUGGAUCUGGAGUUACGAUGGAAUUCACUAUUCAGGACAUUCUGGAUUAUUGCUCCAGCAUCGCACAGUCCCACUAAGCCUUAGGAAAGAGGAAAAAGAAGUGAGCAUGCAUUCUCAGUCCAGCAAACACUACAUAAAGAGUGAGCAAGUGCUUUGAGAAGCCAGACUUAAGCGUUUCUGUUACUAAACGUCAGGUGACUGUGUAGUACUCUGCUCCAGAUGUUCAAGCGCAGAGCAGCAGCCUACAACUCGGUUUGUUUGACCUCCAGGUGAUGCACUGAAGCAUUUAUCUCAUCAUGAAAAGCCUUCAGCACUUUCCAGGGACGGGGCAGGACAUUUGCUUUACUGCCAGCUUCUUGGUUUGCGAGUGACUGUCCUCAGUGGAACAGUGGGAGUUCGUCAGCAUUCGCUAUGCACCACUUGCUCACAAAUCAUGGAACUAGGAAAAUAUUGCACAGAAUUGUUUUUGUCCCUGUGUCUAGCAAGUGUACAUAUGGAUGGGCAAGGGACCUGAUGUGGUAAUUGGCCACCAGCCUGGAUUGUAAGGAUUAUGUGGCUCCGUAUAUUAAAUAAAGGAUAUUAUUAAAAGUUGAUAUUUGA
Mus pahari (shrew mouse) is the source of this 3389-nucleotide messenger RNA. RefSeq names its product exocyst complex component 1 (gene Exoc1). Gene Ontology annotation, cellular component: plasma membrane; exocyst. The record is from RefSeq and is a predicted model, not a curated record. The transcript has 20 exons. Gene Ontology annotation, molecular function: phosphatidylinositol-4,5-bisphosphate binding. Gene Ontology annotation, biological process: Golgi to plasma membrane transport; exocytosis. The coding region runs from base 161 to 2866 and encodes 901 amino acids. Lineage: Eukaryota; Metazoa; Chordata; Mammalia; Rodentia; Muridae.